Molecule: messenger RNA, 885 nt
Organism: Arachis ipaensis
Lineage: Eukaryota; Viridiplantae; Streptophyta; Magnoliopsida; Fabales; Fabaceae
Source: RefSeq, a predicted model, not a curated record
AGGGCCAUGCUUCAAUACCCAAGUCUAUAGUUAAGAAAUGGAGUGGUGUAUUUCAGGUGUUUCAGAUGUAUAUUAUGACGAACUUUAUAGUGGUAGACAACUAAACCAUAAAAAAAACCCACUCCAUAUCGCUGGAUACUGACUUUUUCACACAGGACGGAGGUCAAUCACGUUAUGAAUCCUACUUUUCCUCUUGAUGCAUUUGUGUUCAAGACUAUACCGGAAUCGCUCACGGCCAAGAAGAUCGAAAACUCAGAGCUAUUUGACAUGAUUGGUGAGGUAGUUGGAAAGCAUGAUCCCAGAGAGUUGGUCACCAACAAAGGGAAGGAGAGCAAACGGUUGGUUGUGGUGUUGCAAGAUCUGGAAAAAAAUAUGAUUAACUCCACUUUAUUUGGUGAAAUGGUCGAUGAGAUACUACCACAUUUGGAAGAUGGAAGGCUGGAGUCACUUAUUGUAGUUAUACAAUACUUUAAGGCAAUUAGGUGGAAUGGAAAAACUUCGGUCCAGAGUCAUUUUGAGAUCUCCAAACUCCACAUCAAUGCAGAGUUGAAGGAGGUUGUUGGAUUUAGAAACAUAUUGCUAAAGGAGGCACCAUCCAAUGCUUCAAGAAUAAGUCAAAUGUCAUCCCAGAGUGGCUGGUCUGGUGUGGAAGAGAUUACUAAUGGGUCUGCAUUAGUUAAAACCAUUGAAGAGGCCCUGAGUUCCAAAGAGGAGGGUCCUAUUUGGGUUGCUGGAACUAUUGUGGCCAUAAAUUGCAGAAAUAAUGAUUGGUAUUACAAGGCCUGCAGAAGAUGUCCUAAGAAAGUUGAAACACUAGUUGGUAAUAGAUACGAAUGUGACAAAUGCGGCCACACGCAUGGAAUUGCAUCUAUAAGGUUGUCGUAA